AUUUGAAUCAAUGAAAGUCUAAUCAACUACAACAUAGUAUGAUGAUAAUUUCUUAAUUUCUUACUAUGAUUAUAAGUCAACUAAUAUAGAAAAGAACAGAGACAAGUAAUGAUGGAAAGAAUCUUUCAUAAGAAUCAUGCUUUAAAAGCAAAGAAAGAAGUAAAAAGACUUGUGUAGAUGAUAUUUUGGAAUCUAAUAAGGUAUUAUAUCCUACAGAAGAGGAAUUGAAUAUUGAUCAUACAAUCGUAAUUAAGUAUUGUCCAGAAACUGGAGAUAGUAAAAAGGCUAUGGAUGAAUACAUUGCUGAAAUCUACUUAGGAGGAAGAUAAAUCUUUGCAGUAUAUAAUGUUUGUGAGGACUCGUUAUUAGCUGCUCCAUUGAUAAUGAAUCUUUUGCUAUUAUGUGAGUUAUUUGAAAGAAUAGAAUUCUCAAAGGAUUCAUCUGAAUUCUAAAGAUUUGAUACAGUUUUGUCCUGGUUAAGUUACUUGAUGAAAGCUCCAAAUUCUGAAAGUGGAAUAACUACAAUUAAUUCUUUAUCAAGAUAAAGAGUAAUGCUUGAAAAUCUUGUAAAAGUAUGUGCAGGAUUAACAGUAGAUGAUAAUCUUAGAUUAGAGAUUAGAUAUGGUGCUAGUAGAAUUUAAUAAUGA
Paramecium sonneborni is the source of this 647-nucleotide messenger RNA. NCBI's taxonomy places the organism in Eukaryota, Ciliophora, Oligohymenophorea, Peniculida, Parameciidae. The record is from the annotation of a GenBank genome assembly.